Messenger RNA from Camarhynchus parvulus, 1306 nucleotides. RefSeq names its product phospholamban (gene PLN). Gene Ontology annotation, biological process: negative regulation of heart rate; negative regulation of ATPase-coupled calcium transmembrane transporter activity; negative regulation of calcium ion import into sarcoplasmic reticulum. NCBI's taxonomy places the organism in Eukaryota, Metazoa, Chordata, Aves, Passeriformes, Thraupidae. Gene Ontology annotation, molecular function: ATPase inhibitor activity. The transcript has 3 exons. The record is from RefSeq and is a predicted model, not a curated record. The coding region runs from base 377 to 535 and encodes 52 amino acids. Gene Ontology annotation, cellular component: sarcoplasmic reticulum; membrane.
GAACGAGUUUAGAGCAGCCACUGCCUGUGUCAGAAGGCAAAUGGGACCAAUCAACUUGUGAGCUGCUGAGUCCUGCCUCUGAAACUUUUGUUAUUUUUUCCCCUCAGCCUGCUUCAAUUGUUUCCACAGCUUGGUCACAGACUCGGAAAAGUUGCCAGAGAUCAACAGGCACAUCCCACAGCCCGGAGCAAGCUCCUCUGUGCUUCACCAAGUCACACCAGGGGUGGUGACAGCCAUGGAGGAUUAACAAGCAAGCUCUGCAAAGGCUGUCUAAAACAAAGAGAAGAUAUUAGGCACUUUGCACUGCUCCUGACCACUGCUCUUCUUUCCUGCACUCCUAAAACCUCUGGUUUGUGCCCUCUGCUUUCCUGUUGCCAUGGAGAAGGUCCAACACAUGACCCGCUCCGCUCUGAGGAGAGCCUCAACUAUUGAGGUCAACCCACAAGCACGCCAAAGGCUCCAAGAGCUCUUUGUGAAUUUCUGCCUGAUUCUAAUCUGCCUCUUGCUGAUCUGUAUCAUUGUGAUGCUUCUCUGAAGUUCCAGCACUUCUCUGCCCUGUCCUCUAGGAAAAUCACCCCAGGGGGAAGAGAGACAGACCUACACGUGCAACUCCCAGUGCAAGGAUCCUCAUGUGACAGGGGCUAGCACUUGGACUAGAGAGUGUGCCAACCAGUGCUCUGUUAUCCUACUGCCUGCUCAUGCAUUAAAAACACUUCUUCUGUGCAGAACAGUGUUUAGAGCCUGUAGUUACCAAGUUGUGCAUGACUCAAUUUGUCCGUCUCAACUAAGAGACGUCUUUACUACAUGGGGUAAAGUAGCAGUAAAUCAGAUUAUCUGCUCCAAUCACUAACAGCCAGCAGCUGGUAAAUUCAAAGUUUUAGUCAGAUAAACAUCAUCAUCACUUUCAGGGGGCCUAAGUCUUUUUAGGUUUCUCUGAAAAUCUUUAAGCCUUUGGAAGGGUUCCAAAUUUGUACCAUGCCUACCCAAAGAAGAGCUUACAGGUACACAGCCCUCAACACAUCCUGGGAAAACUUCUGCUCUGCUUAGUUCAAAGUGCUGCAUCUCUGCAUUAUCAGCUGAAGGCAUUCAAAUCGCUUUAGUGUUUUUCAAAGGAAUAUGAGAACGAACCAAAAAUCUCUUCUAAAUCAGAAAAGAAAAACUAGUUCAUAUGUUUUUCUCUCUAUUUAAGGGAUCUUAUAUAUGUGACGUCUGGCAAGAUUUUUCAUUAUGUUUUGCAGAAAAAAUUGACACUACCAUAACUGAAAUAAAAAAUAUUGUUUUCCAUAGUAAUUUGACUGACAUGACA